This is a messenger RNA of Penicillium brevicompactum, 1218 nucleotides long. RefSeq names its product glycosyltransferase. The transcript has a single exon. Lineage: Eukaryota; Fungi; Ascomycota; Eurotiomycetes; Eurotiales; Aspergillaceae. The coding region runs from base 1 to 1218 and encodes 405 amino acids. Gene Ontology annotation, molecular function: glycosyltransferase activity. The record is from RefSeq and is a predicted model, not a curated record.
AUGGAACAUCUUCUUCCAAGCGGGAUGCAUGCUAUCCCCAAUGAGCUUCUCGAUCUACGCUCAGAUGACGACAUUGAUGCGGACCUAUUACAUUCCCAUCCGAUAACCGGUGUGAAGAAUAUAUGGUUUUUCUGGCACUCUGGAUAUGCCAACAUGCACCCUUAUACACAGCGCAAUGUACGCGCAUGGCACCGUCGUUUCACGAAGCAAGGAUGGACUGUACGGAUGGUCGACCGACAAUCAGGUUCGAAAAACAACAUUACCGAAAUCCUGGACGUUUCCGACCGAAAGCUUUUCCCACGAGCCUUCGCCGAUGAGUCCCUCACUGGCCCUUAUGCGCGACAACACACGUCAGAUCUUGUCCGCUGGCCUUUACUCCUACGCUAUGGGGGUGUAUACGCGGACGUGGGUAUGAUGCAGAUUGGAGACUUGGAUACGCUAUGGAACGAUACCAUCGCGAACCCCCAGUCCCGAUAUGAAGUCUUAUCAUACAUGCCUAGUGGUCAGGAUCAUUACAGUCUGUGCAACUAUUUCCUUGCGGCACUGCCCAACAACGCGCUGUUUGCCCGCUGCCACGAGCUGCUCCUCGCUCUCUGGACAGCAGAUGGGGGCAAGACCAGCACGGAUGGGAUGCAUGCCAGCCCACUACUUCAGGGAGUUCCUCUCAUGGGCGGCGAAUUUACUAUCAUCGAGGAUGAUGGAACUUUCAUCGGCCCCGACGAAGUCAGCCGCCUCUUGACCGACUAUAUCAUCCAAGGCCAAGUAGCGACCGCAGUAAUGGGGUUGGUUGAUGUUGAGGAAAGCUGGAACGGCCCUGCCUACUGCUUGGAGCAUUUCUAUGCCAUCGAGUUCAUGGAAGGGUCGCAGCUCAUCAACGAUUUAACUGCCUGGGACGGCCAGGAGGCAUUCGAUUUAUUGUCACUUCCCAUGCCAAAGGAAGGCGAUCAAGAGUCCGACAAACAGCAGAAGGCUUGCGAUAUUGUGAAGGCCUGUCUGACCCGCAGUUUCGGAUUCAAACUCGCUCACGGCCUUAUCCUACGCGUCAACAAGGUUACUCUAGGCUCGUUGUGGCGGGACAACCCUGGAUCGGAUGUUGUACCGGGCACAUAUGCCAAUUGGCUUCGCCAUGGAAUUGCCUACUGGAACCAGAAUAAAAUACCGCGCUGCAUCAAGCUCCGGUUACUACCUCCCACCAAGGUUGGAAGGUUGCUUGAGUGA